Molecule: messenger RNA, 1674 nt
Organism: Cotesia congregata
Lineage: Eukaryota; Metazoa; Arthropoda; Insecta; Hymenoptera; Braconidae
Source: the annotation of a GenBank genome assembly
CAUGGACAAAAAGCAUAUCAGGGGCUCAAGAUAGCUAAUGGUGAGGAUGCUAGAGGUAAUGAUGACAAGGACCUGGUUGAUGGUCAUGAUCAAGGACAGAUUAGUGGGGAAGAAAGGAAAGAAAGUCAUAUUAGAAAUGGUGGAUCAUUUUUUGAUUUUAUUAAAACAGAGCUAACGCGAGGUUAUGAACUAGAAAAUGAUGAAGAAAGAUUUUCUGCAAGAAGAGAAAAAAUAUAUUCUUUUAUUAAAAUUCCUAGAGAAGUUGAAAAAUUUAUGACUUACGGAUUCCUUCAGUGCGCAGAUUCAUUUUUAUUUGUCUAUACAUUUCUACCUCUCCGCUUCUUAAUGGCAGUCUGGGCGAUAAUUUCAAAAUCCCUCGGUUACUGUUUUGGAGUUAAAUCUACGCGAAAAUCCGAGCGAUUUUUGCGACCAGCGGAAAUCUGCGACCUCCUGAAGGGAAUCGUAGUGAUAAGCUGCUGCGUUGCGACGACCCACUUCGACACUUCAAUAAUCUACCACAGGGUGAAGAGUCAGAGUGUGAUAAAGCUGUACAUCUUCUACAAUAUGCUGGAGGUCGGAGACCGGCUCUUUAGCGCAAUCGGUCAGGACACGAUAGAUGCGCUGCUAUGGACUGCGACCGAGCCGCAGUCGAGGUCCCGCCGGCAUCAACAUCUCGGGACUAUUUCACAUUUAUUAUUCACUGUUGGUUAUGUCAUAUUACAUAGUAUACUAGUCCUAGUCCAAGCGGCGACAUUAAACGUCGCUAUUAAUAGCAGUAAUAAGGCGUUGUUAACAAUUGUUUUAGCUAACAAUUUUGUUGAAUUAAAAGGAGCAGUUUUCAAAAAAUUCGACAAGAACAAUUUGUUCCAAGUAGCUUGUUCCGACGUAAGAGAGCGCUUUCACCUCCUGACGCUCCUAGUGGUUGUGAGUCUGCAAACAAUGCGGGAAUACGCUUGGAAAAUUGACCGGCUUUAUAUAUUAUUACCAGAUUGUUUUGCGCUACUCGCUGCGGAAGUAGUUGUUGAUUGGAUAAAACACGCCUUUAUAACGCGGUUCAACGAGCUGCACUCCACAGUCUACAGAGACUACACCUUAAGCUUGGCCUACGACAUGGCUCAAACGCGGCAAAAAACGGCAUUUUCAGACCCCUCGGACUUAGUAGCGCGUCGGAUGGGUUUCAUUCCGCUGCCGCUAGGUGUCGCGAUGAGCAAAGUCCUGUUCUCGACUCUAUCAGCGACCUCUAGGCCGUCGAACAUGAUUUUAUUCCUGCUGGGGUACUUGAUCCUGUUCGCAUUGAGGAUCCUCAACAGCUUGAUCCUCCUGGGGCGUGCCUGUGACCUGAUUGCCUCCCACUCCGCAGAAACCAGCGACAAGUUCGAGAAGACCAGGAAGAAUAACGUCUUCAACAGGACACUCAGUGUCGACCACACCAACAUAUACUUCCGAAAACACGGCGCGGAAUUCCCUCCCGCGCCUCUAAUUGUUUUAAAUGACAAAGAUCCUAAAUCCGGCGUCGCCAUAUUGUCUAACAGCGCCACCAGUUUGACCAGCGUCUGUUUCAACGACGCUCUUAACGCCGAGAAAAAGUCCUGCGAGGCUUCUUUGUCCUGCAAUGAUGUUAAUCAAGAAAUCAAACCUGUGGCUCGCGCUGAGAGCGAGCCGCUGCUGCCUUAA